AUCCUCUCUAAAUUCCUAAAAUCUCAUGUAUUCCCAUAUUUGUAGCUAUAACACAAACUCUCUCUUUGUAUCUCUGUAUCUCAACCUUUCUGUUCUUGCUAUUUUCUUUAUUAUUAUUUUUAUAUUAUUUCUGAUAGCAUUUUAUUUUACAAAACUAGAUUAAUUUCCAAUAGGCUCCUAUGGGUUAACAAAACAAAAAUUAUCAAAUGACUGAACACAAGGAUUCAACCUUUCUAUCUUUUCACCCGGGAAUAUAUUUCCAAAACCACAGAAUAUUUCAACAGAUAAAAUGAAAUGCAUUUGCAUUUCAUAAGCUGAAAGGAACAUCAAAGGGGUCAGAUUUCUACAGCUUCAAGGAUCAGUUUUUAUAAUUUCUCCUGACAAUUAUUGAGUUUUCUAAGGUUUUUGCAGAUAAAUGGGGAUUGAGAGAAAAAAGGGGUUUUAGGGUUUGAAGAAAUUCAAUUCAUUGAUUCAAAGUUGUUCCUCUCUUUCUGCACAAGAGAGGAACCCUCUGCAGAAUUCUGAUCAGAGAUUGAAGAAAUUUUCAUUGAUUGCAAGAGCAUUUGUUUCCAGGAAAUGGGUUCAAUCUCUGGGGAAGAAUCAGCAAAUAAGUCUCAAUCAAAUGACAAUGGUUUAAAUGCAAAUGAAGAGAAGAUCUUUGUUGCUAUCAGGUUGAGACCUCUGAAUGAGAGAGAGCUUUCAAAGCAUGAUGUCUCAGACUGGGAAUGCUUCAAUAACACCACUGUCUUGUUUAAGGAUAAUCUGGGCGAACGUUCAUUGCUUCCCACAGCAUAUCAAUUUGACAGGGUAUUUGGGUGGGAUUGCUCCACAAGGCAAGUUUAUGAAGAAGCUGCAAAAAACAUAGCUCUUACCGUCCUAACUGGGUUUAACUCAAGUAUCUUUGCCUAUGGGCAGACAAGCAGUGGAAAGACAUACACCAUGUUUGGGAUUACUCAACUCGCAAUGGCUGAUAUCUUUGACUAUAUAAACAAGCAUGAAGAGAGACGAUUUACCCUGAAGUUCUCUGCUUUGGAGAUCUACAAUGAGUCUGUGAGGGACCUCCUAAGCUUGGAUACUACUCCACUCAGACUUCUUGAUGAUCCAGAGAAAGGAACUGUUGUUGAGAGGCUUACGGAGGUGACAGUGAGAGAUUGGAGGCAUAUAAUAGAACUUCUGUCCAUCUGUGAAGCACAAAGACGAAUAGCAGAAACCUCUAUGAACGAAAUGAGCUCAAGGUCUCACCAGAUUCUGCGGCUGACAGUUGAAAGUAGUGCCACCCAACCUUUUCGUUCUCAGAACAAUAGCAUUUUAUCAGCUUCAGUGGAUUUUGUUGAUCUUGCAGGAAGUGAGCGUGCUUCACAAACAUUUCUAGUGAACACACGAAUCAAAGAAGGUAGCCACAUAAACCGGAGUUUGCUGGCCCUAGGAACAUGUAUUCGUAAACUAAGCAAAGGAAGAAAUGGGCAUAUUCCAUAUAGAGACUCCAAGCUAACACGUAUACUGCAGAAUUCGCUAGGAGGGAAUGCUAGAACUGCGAUUAUCUGCACCAUGAGCCCUGCACACAGCCAGGCCGAGCAGUCAAGAAACACUCUCAUGUUCGCGACCUGUGCCAAACAAGUUUCUACCAAUGCACAUGUUAAUACGGUGAUGACAGAUAAAGCAAUGGUGAGGCAAUUGCAGAGUGAAGUGGAAAGACUGGAAACUGAACUGAGGAACUUAGCUGCAAAUACCUCGCCAGCAAUGAAGGAGAAGGAAGCUCUUAUAGAAAAGGUAGGGGUUUCAAGAUUCAGAUUUAAGAUGGAUAAAGAAAUCAGGGAGUUGAUGCAACAGCGAGACACAGCUCAAACUUGGAUUCAGGAUCUGUUACAUUCAAGACCAUGGGCUGAAAUGUCUGAAGCUUCAGAAACUCCAGACUAUCAGUCAGUAUCAGAAUCUCCAGAGAUGGUUGGUUCUUUUAUUUCAGAUAUUACAUCUGGAAUAUCACAUUUUACAGACUCAUUUGAUGAUAGUUUUGCUGAGCUGCCUGAUGACCUCUUUCUCUCGGGCAGCACAUCUCCAAAUCUUGAUAAGUAUUUUGGUCCCGACCCAUGUAAGGGUUGGGAGAAUACUGGCCAUGAACAUCAUCAGAGUUUCGAUGAUAAUUGGAAGGAAGUUAAAUGCAUUGAAACAGAUCCUAACACAAGCACCAUGGGUUCCUAUGAAGCAUCACCCCCUGAAGAGGGGCAUCAGAAGUGUGUGGAGGCAAUGCCACUAUCUCCUAGAGAUGAAACAGACAAUGUAAAUGUGGAGGCAAGGCAACUAUCUCCUAGAGAUGAAACAGGCAAUGUAAAUGUGGAGGCAAUGCCACUAUCUCCUAGAGAUGAAAAAGACAAUGUAAAUGUGGAGGCAACAAAUGAACCUAAAGAGGAUUUUCAAAAAAAUGAACCUAAAGAGGACUUCAAUGCAAGACAGGAAGAAUGUAGCGGAAGACAGGAAGAACGUGAUGAGACAACUCAGUUAAUGGGUGAUACUACAGCAAGUGAACCAUGUUUUACUACAUUACUAAACGAAGAUGCUAAGACUAUGCUUGAAAAGAAACUUUGCAGUGGUACAAAAGAUGCCAAACCUAACUCAGAAAAGCAACUUUACCAAUUGCUAUAUGAAGCAGAAGAAAUACACAAGGAAUUCUUUGCACAAGUAGCAGGUGAGGGUCUAGCAGUAGCAACUGUUUCCCACCAAACUCCUUCCUACGGGUCAAUAGAAUUUGAGAUGAAGAUGAAAGAAGUAUUUGAGCUUUGGGAUGAAUGCUAUGCACCACUGGUCCAUAGAACCUAUUUCUUCCUUCUCUUUAAAGGAGAUCCCUCAGAUUUGGUCUAUAUGGAGGUGGAGCUCAGACGUCUACAUUUUCUCAAGAAUAAAUGGUCUCAGGGAGCUGAAGUUAUCACAGAUGGUCAAGUUUUAACAAAGCCAGAGAGCAUUAAAACACUCAAGGCGGAGAGGAAGAUGUUGAGCAGGCAGAUGCGAAAGAAGUUAGGAAGAAAGGAGAGAGAGGCAUUGUUCCAGAAAUGGGGUGUUGAUGUAAAAACAUAUCAUAGAAGACGCCAACUAAGUGAAAUGCUAUGGAAGGACACAAAAGAUAUGGAGCAUAUCCAGGAAAGUGCAACCCUUGUUGCAAAACUAGUUGGACUCGUAGAGCCAAGUGAGGCCCCCAAGGAAAUGUUUGGACUCAGCUUUGCACUUCAACCUAAGAAACAUCGCAAGACUUUAUUGAGCUAUGGCGCGUCAUGGCUAAUUGGAAGCAAGGAAUGAUAUGAAAUUAUAGAAAACUGGGGGCACAACUUCAAUGUACAGGCUAAAAUACUAUCCCUUACUGAACAACUGUUUUCAUACUAGCAAAAUGCUGAGAAAUCUCCACAAGCUCUGUACAGUCAAUAGUCUAGUUUUUUCAUAAAAAGUAAUACUACACGUACUCCCAUUUUCUACUCAAUUUUUUACUCCCUCAAUAUGUGACAUGUUCUAAUUCAUUGGGCCACAGUUUUUAUUCA
Messenger RNA from Ipomoea nil (Japanese morning glory), 3524 nucleotides. RefSeq names its product kinesin-like protein KIN-7H. Gene Ontology annotation, molecular function: microtubule motor activity; microtubule binding; ATP binding. The transcript is spliced from 13 exons. Lineage: Eukaryota; Viridiplantae; Streptophyta; Magnoliopsida; Solanales; Convolvulaceae. Bases 577 to 3288 code for a protein of 903 amino acids. The record is from RefSeq and is a predicted model, not a curated record. Gene Ontology annotation, biological process: microtubule-based movement.